ACUCCCCGUCGGCGACCAGCCGACUUUACUCCCCCUCCCGAUCGCAAUGCCGGCGCCGCCCGCCUCUUCCUGGCGCCGGCACGCCGCCGCCGCCGCGUCCUCCUCCACGCCUAAGACCCUCCUCCUACUCCUCCCCGUCCUCCUCAUCCUCCUCGUCCUCUCCAGGGCGCCAAAUCUCACCCUCUCCCCCACGGCCGCCUCCUUCCGCCGCCUCCCCUCCCAGCCCCGCCCGUUCGACUGCUACGCGUCGCCGCAGGCCUCGCCGGUCUUCGCCAGCCUCGUGGAGGGCGUGCCCCACCCCUUCUUCUACUCCCUCGCCGACAUGGGGGCUCUCCCCGACCGCCCCCACAAGAACAUCGCCCGCCUCCUCAAGGGCAAGCGCUUCCGCAAGCCCGACAUCUCCGAGACCAUCCAGCGGCUGCUCGGGGGGAAUGUUGGGAGCGGCUCCCCCGGGGUGGUGGUCGACGUCGGGGCCAAUGUUGGGAUGGCGUCGUUCGCGGCGGCCGUCAUGGGGUUCCGGGUGGUGGCCUUCGAGCCGGUCUUCGAGAAUCUGCAGAGGAUUUGUGAUGGGGUGUACCUCAACAGGGUGCAGGACCGGGUUGUGGUGUACCAUGCUGCGGCUUCUGAUCGAGUUGGGAACAUCACAAUGCAUAAGGUGAUCGGACGACUCGACAACAGUGCUAUAUCUGCAACUGGUGCAAAGUUGGCAUUCAAGGCAAAUGAAGAAAUUGCCGUUGAGGUUGCUACAAUACCACUGGAUGAAGUCAUUUUAGACGCAGAGCGAGUGCUUGUGAUCAAAAUUGAUGUUCAGGGAUGGGAAUACCAUGUUCUGAGAGGUGCAUCAAAGUUGCUUUCAAGGAGAAAAGGUGAUGCUCCCUACCUUAUAUAUGAAGAAGAUGAGCGCCUGCUGCAGGCAAGCAACAGUAGUGCACAGGAGAUAAGGGCAUUUCUUAGUAGUGUUGGUUACAAUCACUGUACACGGCAUGGGACAGAUGCUCACUGCAGAAAAGACUAGGCAAAUGUCUUUUUGCCUGUUGAUUUGAUUCACCUAAGCUGAUGAUCAUCUAGAAACAAUGCAGAGUCAUAUAUGCUGUACUGCUAAGUAACAAAGCAUUUUUCCUCUCAGGCAGCAUACUAUGAUCUCGAAAUUUAGAUAUUUUCAUGAGUACAAAUAGUUAGUCAACUUUUAGGUUCUGACUAAUGUUUUUUUUUUUU
Messenger RNA from Oryza brachyantha (malo sina), 1215 nucleotides. RefSeq lists its product as uncharacterized. The coding region runs from base 47 to 1015 and encodes 322 amino acids. The transcript has 2 exons. Lineage: Eukaryota; Viridiplantae; Streptophyta; Magnoliopsida; Poales; Poaceae. The record is from RefSeq and is a predicted model, not a curated record.